Messenger RNA from Pangasianodon hypophthalmus (striped catfish), 25616 nucleotides. RefSeq names its product cut-like homeobox 2b (gene cux2b). The coding region runs from base 16943 to 21157 and encodes 1404 amino acids. Gene Ontology annotation, biological process: regulation of DNA-templated transcription. The transcript is spliced from 22 exons. Lineage: Eukaryota; Metazoa; Chordata; Actinopteri; Siluriformes; Pangasiidae. Gene Ontology annotation, molecular function: DNA binding; DNA-binding transcription factor activity, RNA polymerase II-specific. The record is from RefSeq and is a predicted model, not a curated record.
UGGAGGUGAGAGAGCUGUGGCCUAACCACUAGUCCUCCAGGGAUCCUUUGUAGCUAUAUGCACUUGUGAAGAAAAAAAUGCUACAUUGUGUUCCAUAGACACGUACAUACCCCAUGUACAUGUUCAAAUUGGAUACUAAUGCAGGUAUCCAAGCUAAGCCAGUCUCUUAGCUUGUGGAGUGGCCCCCAGAUUUGUGUUACGCAUUUACAUUUAUUCUUUGGCAGUUGCUUUUGAAUACAAAUCAACAUCUAUGCUGUUUUAAAAUUGAAUGUUUUUCUAAAGGGUCAGAAGAGGCUUUCUUUAAGUCAUAGAAUUUGAAUCAAAACAUCUCAGUCACUAGUGCAUAUCAUUAAUCACUACUCAUUGUAUGUUAAUAUAAUAUUAUACUUAUUUGUUAUACUUAGCUAGUUGUAGCAGAGGGAGGACCAAUGAUGGCAUAACUAAUAACUGUACUGCAUGAACUACUGUGUUAAAUCAAUAUGGUUAAACUCAGUUUGAUGAAAAUGCAGUUUGCCUUCUAAAUCAUGACUGACUGUAGGCAGAGGUUUUUGCCUAUUGCCUUUUCUUAUUCUUGCAAAAUGUUUAUGGUUUGUUUUGAAUGUUGGUUGAUAGUCAUCUGGCACUAAAGUAAUAAUGUGUGAAACAUCCUAGAUUAUUUGAUGUCCCAUAUAAACUGCAUUAUUGAUUGAAUUUAUCAUGUCUGGAAUAUAAGCUAUUUUGGUGUAUAUGUACAUGUGAGCUCAGAUGAAACCACAUGUUCAUGCGUCUCCUACAGGUUUCUCUGCACUGUCCUUGAGCUCUGCCAUAUUAAUGAGCAAAGCGCCAAAAGAGGAGUCUUUAUCUGAGCCUACACUCGUCACCUCUGUAUUCAUUUUAUAACAGCUGUCUGAGGAGCUCUGUUCCAUUUCUAGGACUGUUAAUAGUCUGACUAGGUCUCUCUGAAAUACUAUCAGCAGCUCCCGUUUUCCAGUGUUGCAAGAGAAAGUCUGCUCUUUCUGCAAGUCUGCUCUUUUUUAUAAGUCUAACCUCUGCUUAAACCUUUGGUUGUGGAAGUGGGUGGAAAUAAUUUGCUAUGUUGAUAUUGUACUUCACCUCUUGAAUGACAUGUGACUUGACACACUCUUUUUCUUUGUGUGUUCAUAGAACCUUGUGUAUUUUGUUUCCUAUUCACUUGUCUCUUUCGUGUCAACACUUGUACUCGUAUUAGUUAUGUGCUUACUCAGCUGCCUCUCUCUGAAGGACACGUGCAAACCAGAGCUUGGUGAAAUCCUAGACCAGUAUGAUUUAUACAGUUUGAAUAUAUUUGCGACUUUUGAAUAUAUUUACGUUUUCAGCUUGAAUCUCAUGUUGAAUCUCAUUUCUCGUUCCCCCCAGUCACCAACAAAGCUAUUUUGAUUGUCAUAAGUGCUGAUGUUUGAGAUAUAUGCACAGUCACCUUGGUGGAAUUAGGUGAGGAAAUUACAUUGUGCAAAUGGGGUAAAAUGGGUGUGUAUAUCCUCUCCACGUCUGGGCCACCUGCCCUUGCUUUUGGCUUAGAUGCAGCAAAGAGUGUUGACCUUAACAGUUAUAGCACCCGCCAUCAGAUGCAAAUUAAGCAUUUCCUCUUGGAACAUAGAUACUUGCCAAAGUGGAGGGGAGUGGGUGCUGUGAGUUAGUGUGCGUGGGUGCUAUUUAUCUGAGGCCAAAAUCAGUGUUCUUCAUCUGACUCAUAAGACACACACUGUUUUAAAAGGGCAGAAACAUGUGCCCUAGGUUGACACACAACAUUAAAUGUUGUUUUUUUUCCUCCGACGCAUUUUAAUACAUUUGCACCAUUGCACAAAUCUUUGUUUGAAAUGGCUUUCUUAGGAGGUCUGGGGGACUUCGGUGGAAUGAAGUUCCUCUGAACGAGCGUGACAGUAGUGAAUAUAGUAUCAUGAUAAUUUCCUAAUCACGGCCAGUGUUCCCAGAAUAGGCUUCACGAUCCACCUGACCAGCAUUGCUACAAUUGCCUAAGCUUUUAUCAUGAUUUAUUAUGAUAUUGAUUGAUUAUUAUGAUACUCUAAUAAUAAAAUACAUUUAUGUCUACUGGACUUAUUUCAGCAUUUUAUUUAAAACUUGCUUUACUUUAUAUUAGGGACACUGUUCAAAGUGUCCUUGUGUCAGCCUCUAGCAAACCAACCAUAACAAGCUGCUUGAAAUGAGUCCUUCCUGAUAGCACCUAACUACAUCUGAACUUCACUAAGCACCAUUGUAACUACAAUUGUAAUUGUGUAUUGUGGGGUCAGAUGAGAGAAAGAUCACACUUUAUGGCCAUAAAUGAAGUGGCUUCAUUCAUUCAUUGUUUCAGUCAUUCAUUCGUCUUCAGUAACUGCUUUAUCCUGGUCAGGGUCAGGGUGAAUCCAGAGCCUAUCCUGGUAACACUGAGUUCAAGGCAGGAGAAUUCACCCUGAAUGGGAUGCCAGUCCAUCCCAGGGAACUACGCAUACACACGUUCACAAACAUAGCAUAGCCAAACCCACUCCAGUGUUCAGUGGAAAGGGAACACCAUAGGGCCACCAGUGAUCAGGAAUGUGGCUGGCCGACUCUGUGAAGCAGUGACUCUAACAUGUUAGUAUGUCUGGUGCUAGUGCAAAUAUAUCAGGCAGAGCAGUGUUUAUUGGAUAUUAAACACCUCAGUGGGUUAAAAUACAGCAGUCCUGUGGUAAGAAAGAUUAACAAAAACUGUUACUGUAAAAAGAUGAGCUAUGGUCUCUAGCUGUAAACGAACAAGGUGGACUAGGUGUGUAGCUGUAUAGGACUACGUGAUGAUGCAUGAGAUGACUAUGCAACAAAUGCCUUAAGCUUUACUAGACACGUAAAAUAUUUGGACUGUAUACUGACGAAAGAAAUGUAAAUUGUCUGAGGUGCCUAUUUAUGCAAGAGCAUGCUUGUGAUGUUUCUCGCUUAUUUUGAGUGGCUAUAACAAGUGGAUAGCUGAAAUAGAAUUGUAUAAAAAGAUGUAGUUUGAUUCACUGAAAUGCUAUUUAACUGUCGCUUAAAAGAGGUAUCAGAUAUUACUCAUGUCCUUACAAGUAAUCAGAACUGUCUCUUUGUCCACAAGCCAAAGAUGAUCUCCUAGUAUCUUCAGUACAUUUUGAGCUUCCCUGUUUGUAGCUUGUCUUCCCCCCGAGCUUGGGUUGAAGGUUUUGGCCCAGGAUCACCAAGGUGACGGGUCUCAUGACAACAAAUCUGUUGCCAUCAGCUAACCGUGUCCUCCCCCUUCUUACCCCCAUUUUUCCAGGAAGAAUGCCAUGAUUACUAAACGCACUGGGGUGGUGGCAGUGGCCCUGGUGGAGCAGUAAUUGUCUGUGUAAUGAUAAUGGGUUGAGUGUUGAGUGCUGGAUGAAGAGGCUCUAAUCACAGGCUGUCGUGUGGGCGAAGCUUUUGACUCUUUUGGUUUUUAACAUAUUAAAGGCAGCCCUGCACUUAGUAAUUCAUUCUGUGGUUAAAUAUGAACCUUGGACUGUGUUGAGACCCAGAGAGGUGAGUGAGAGGGCUGGAUUGACCCUGUGAGUGGAGGUCACAUGAGUGGAGUUGUGGGCUUGAAAAGGUACUGGUCCCGUCACAGAAUUUAGUUCUGUUUAGUCCUGUUAUAGUUAAAGGUGUGUAAAUUGGUUAAACUUGAAGAUAAGCAUAUAUUUUUAUGAUUUAUCUCAGAAGAGGAAAACCUUUCUUGACUAGGCCAGAUUCUAGUCUAGAACUUGCUGUCAGUGAGUGGGUGAUGUCAUUUUGGCUCAGUUCUGUGAAUGAUUUGCUUUUGAUGUCAGCCACGAAAAUAAAAAAUAUAUAAAUAAUAUUCAUGUUUGUGUAGCCUGUGAAUAGCACUAAUAUGCAUCUGGUCAGGAGGCCUUUACAAACUUUGACUAAAAAUAUACAAAUCCUGACCACUGGCUAAAAAAAGAUUAUGUCUUGUAACGUAUUAGGAGUAUCUGACCACCAUCAAUAGCCCCAGCAUUUAUAUUUUAUCCCCAGUUGGCUCUCCAGGCAGAGGGCAAGAAGAGAGUCCGUCUAGACACGUGACAUCAUUAACCUGCUGUGACCCUGGCUACACCAAUGAUAAAUUCAGUCUCACAUCUCCCCAGUCCACUAGACCAACUUUACCUUCUCCGCUCCACCCCCACCUACCCCAGCCACAAAUAGUCUACCCCCACUCCUUCUCCCUUGGGCCAUUCUUUAGGGACACCUGACUCCCAGGGCCUGGAUGGUCCAGUACAGUUAGUGGCCCCUACCUCCUUCAUGCAUAGACCAACAACGAGGUAGCUGUAGCUUUCUCCCAGACUGCUGAAUAAUUCAGGGCGUCUGGGCCUGCGUCUGGCCCUGGGCCAUGAGGCAGCACAUGCAUGUGUUUGUGCGACUGUGAGUGUGCAGGCUUUGCAAGGAUGCACACAGAAGGGCAGGGGUUAAUAACAGGUCUACUCCCCCCUGUGUCAGCAGCUGCGCCCUCCACAUAUGAAAGAAUCCUGUUCUGUUGAUUAGAUUUUUUCAAAAGGAAUCAAUUUUUAAUCAGCAGAGCAUCUGACUACGGUCAAUAAGCACGUCGUAGACAAGACAGUUUCUGGACACGAGUCUUUAUUUACAGGACUGUUUGUCUUUCUACUGUAUGCAGAUUUCCAGACAGGAAAUGACCAUGCCAGUCCUCAGCUUUAUUGCUGAGGACACAACAUUGCAUUCUAGAAGUAUUAAUUUAAGCCUCAGAGAAAUUACGGUUCAAUGAAUGUUUGCGUUGGGGUGUUCUGUUUUGUUGUUAUUGGAUAUGGGUACCAGAGAACUCCAAAUAUAUAGGCUUAGGAUUCACUUGUGUUUUGUUAGUAUUUGUAUUUGUGUGUAUAUAUGUAUGUAUACACACUCAUACAUAUAUACAUAUACAGUCAGGUCCGGAAGUAUUUGGACAAUCACAGAGUUUUUGUGAUUUUGCCUUUAUACACCACCACAAUGGAUUUGAAAUAAAACAAUCAAGAUGUGAUCGAAGUGUAGACUUUCAGCAAAAAUAUGGCAUUCCCUCAUUACUUCAAGACAAAUUAACUUGUACCAGAAUGAUGGGAAAGAAAGGAACAGCUCAUGAUCCAAAGUAUACCACAUCAUGUGUCAAACGUGGUGGAGGCAGUGUUAUGGCAUGGGCAUAUGGAAUGGGCUCACUGGUGUUUAUUGAUGUGACUGCUGGCAGAAGUAGCAAGAUGAAUUCUGAGGUGUAUAGGGCUAUACUCUCUGCUCACAUUCAGCCAAAUGAUAUAAAACUGAUAGGACGCCGCUUCACAGUGCAGGUGGAUAAUGACCCUAAACAUACUGCGGAAGCAUCUCAAGACUUUUUGAAGGCAAAGAAAUAGAAUAUUAUUCAAUGGCCAAGUCAGUAGCCUUAUCUCAACCCGGUAGAGCAUGCUUUUCACUUACUGAAGACAAGGUUGAAGCCAGAAAGGCCCACAAACAAGCAGCAACUGAAGGUGGCUGCAGUGAAGGCCUGGCAAAGCAUCUCCAGGGAGGAAACUCAGAAGUUGAGUUUUGAGAACAUGGGCUCCAGACUUCAGGCAGUCAUUGACUGCAAAGGAUUUUCAUCCAAGUAUUAAAAUUAUGGUUAUAUUUACAAUUAUGUCACUUUGUCCAAAUACCUUUGAGCCCCUGAAAAUGGAAGUACUUUGCUGAAAAUGGCUGUAAUUUCUAAAUGUUAAAUGCCAUAUUUUUGUGGAACCUCUUAAAAUAAAGCUGAAAGUCUACACUUCGAUCACAUCUUGAUUGUUUUAUUUCAAAUCCAUUGUGGUGGUGUAUAAAGGCAAAAUCACAAAAACUCUGCCAUUGUCCAAAUACCUCCAGACCUGACUGUGUAUAUAUGUAUGUAUGUAUGUGUGUGUGUGUGUAAACAUAUGUAUGUGUGUAUAUAUAUAUAUUUUUUUUUAAUAAAUACACAUACACACACAUACAUAAUGUAUGUAUGUCCAUAUCCAUGAGGAACAGGCAUGUUAAUGCUGCCAUCAAAUUUUUGAUGUAACUUUAAAUAAUGCGAGUCAUACACUAUUAUGGAUUCUGUGUUAGUUAUGGGCUUACUAUGUAAACACACCUACUCAUAUUAGAAUGAUUUGUGUCUCUCAAUACUGCUGAUGCUGAAGACCUUGAGGUGACCACAGUAACUGUGUGAGCAUGGUCUUUUUGCAUAUUUACAGAACUGUCAACUAUAAAUGGAUCCCAUUCACUUUGAAUUAAAUAAGGGAAACUGCUAUUAAAUUGUUAUUAAGCAAGAUACCCGUCUUGUUACCUUGGAAUAAAACUUGAUUGGACAGGCUGUUAUAGAAAACUGAUCAUUGACAAGGUGGUGUGAUACUCCCCUGAAGAAUUGUACAUCCUGAAGUGUUUUGUGCUUAUAAUUAUAUAUGCCAAAGUACAAAUGAUAACAUUUUUAUUGAUUAAAGAUUUCCACAUCAUGUCAGUUUAUUCAUUCGUUUAUUCCUCUUCAGUUACCACUUUUAUCCUGGUCAGGGUUGCAGUGGAUCCAGGGCUUGGGAGCUCUGUGUGCAAGGCGGGAAUAUACACGCCAGCCUGUUCCAGGGUACCAUGCACACACAUUAACAGUCAUUCAUACCUAGGAACAAUUUAGUGUAGCCAGUCCACCUACUGACAUGUUACUCUAUAAAUGAUAGCGUAUUAGAACGAAGACAUUAAUAUAAACCUGUGAUUUGAUCUACAGGCACAAUUGUCAGAGCUGCUUUUACAGAAAAUUAGAAAAUACCACCUUCUGACCGAUCAAAAUAGAGAAUUAACAAGAAAAACUCACCCUUAGCAUUCUCAGUGCUAUUGAAUCUUUUCAUCUUUCUUUCUCUCAUUCUCUUUCUUUAACGCUAACUUUUUUUUUUUUGGACUGCUUACUGGAAACUUGAAAACAUAUCUCAGACAUGUUGGAUUAGAAGGACAGUUGCCAGACCAUCACGGGUAGGUUGUGUCUGUGCAUCAUGUAGUUGGUUGUGGUGUCUCUCUCCUUUCUUUCUCCUUGCUCAUUUCUUGCCUGUAAAUAAAUAAGCCCUUCUUGCUUCUUUCUCAGAACUUUGUCAUCUUGUUAAAGUGCCCUACUUUUAACAAAGUGCUGCAAUAAAUCAGAACACCACUUUCCCCAUGCAUGCAGAAAUAAUAAAUAUGUACAGUGUGUUUGAAACCCACUUUGGGUAAUUAACCAGGAUUGUCAGUGACAUUAGGCAGAAAAGCUAUUUAAGUCAUUUUGUAGAGAAAAUAUAACAGAAAUAAAAUAAAGCUACUCAUAUUGGGCUGUGUUGAUUGACUUAAUCAACUUGCAGGGUUAUAAAUCAUAGCAGUCAAGUGAAUUUCUCAUAUUCACCUUCUCUUGAAAGUUUAAAAAUAGCAACACCUAUGAAGUAGAAUGGGUUUCAUUGUACCAGUGCAGUGGCCAUAUUGAGAAUGCAGUGCAGGUUUGUGGAGAUGGUGCCCCCCUCUGGCUUUUCAGUUGCUUAUAUACUUACUCAAGUUCUUUUGUUUCUCAGUAAGUCAAACCUCCAUAAUGACACUGUUGGUUUCUUCAGCCUUACACCCACAUAAUAGUGGUUAGUGUGACUCUACUGUCCAGUCUUUCCACAAAAAAAUCCAUUUUUUAAUAAAAAAAAAUUAAUGCAAAAAAAAAAAAAAGCCUUACAUAAAUUAUACUGGUACAGUUUUAUACAAAAUUAAGUGCAGAAUUAAAAACAUAGUUAGUGGAGUUAGCAUCUUUCCCAGAAACUUUGAGCACAGUUAGCCGCAGCACUGUUUGACUUGGGCCUCUUUGAUAUGUGCUGUAGUUCUUCAGGGAGUCAUUUGGACCAGUGCAAACAAAAUAUUCACAAUUAUUAGCUUGGACUAGGAGUAAUGGCCAUGAGGAAGGAGUUCACUUUGAGAACAUGGUAGCUGUUCAUGGCGUGACUGCCAGGGGCCUAUGGCCUACAGCAGGGAGAGAACCUAAGGCUGUCUCAUGCUUCAGGGCCAAAACAACUCCUCUUCUGAUUGACUCCCAGUUCCUUACGAUUGCAUCAUGUAAUAAAGUUAAGGAAAGUAGAAAAAGGGCUGUGAAUGGUUCAUUAUAUUUAAUGCAUGGGCAAAUUACAUUGCAACAGCAUAUGAGUCACAGAAACACACAAAAUCGUAAGAAUAUUACAUCUUUAUUUUUACUUCCUAUAAGGUAAUAAGGAGAUGCAAAUGCUGGGAAAUUUGCAUGUAAAGGAUGCAGUGUUGUCUGAUAGAAAAUAUGCAUAGACUGAACGCGUUUCCCAAUAUUUUGGUUCAUUACUAUUGCUGUUUAGCAAACGUUUGUCAUGUAAAAAGAAGCACUAUAAUUAUAUUAAUUACUGACCUAUUGAUAGGUUUAGCUUCUUUAUGUUUUUUGUUUUUUGUUUUUUCAGCUUACUUCACUACAAAGUAUGUGUCCACUCCAUAUAAAUUAGGUAUAAAAUGAUAUCUUAAUCCAAAUUAUUAACAUAUUUUUUAAUCAUAUGUUUGUUUUAGAAUUAUGCAUUAAUUUACAAGAAUAAAUGCGUAAUUCUAAGCUGUUUCCAGUAGAUUGCUGUUCUUAAGGUAGCAGUACUUAAAAACCUUUUACAGGUAAAUUAAUGAAUGAUGUUUACAGUGGAUAUAAAAAAUUGCAGGUUUUUGUGAUGUAAAAAAGAAACCAAGGUAAAUCAUGUCAGAUCUUUUCCCACCUUUAAUGUGAUAUAGCAACUAACAAAAUUCAAGUGAAAAACAAAAAGAAAUGUUUUAGGGGAAAAAAGAAACUGUUAAAUAAUCUGGUUGAAUAAGUGUGCACAUUCAAAUCUUCAAAAGUAAUUUUCAUACACCUGUCUUCAAUUAAGCGAUUCUGAUUAACCCCAGAUAAAGCUCAGACAUUAAAGGAGCUGCAGCAAUAUCUGGCAGGUACUGGUCACUCCCUGCAUGUGACAACAAUGUCUUGUAUUCUUCACAUAUAUGGGCUAUGGGGUAGGGUGAAAAAAAAAAAAAAAUCCAAGCUUGCCUAAAUUUGGCCAAAACGUAUGUACAGGUGCCUCAAACCAUGUGGCAAAAUAUGUUAUGGUCUGAAGGGAUCAAGGUAGAACAUUUUGGGCAUAAUUUUAAAAGACAUGUUUGGAACAAAAACAAGACAGCUUAUCACCCAAAGAACACCAUACCUGCAGCUGAGCAUGGUGGGGGUAGCAUCAUGCUGUGGGGCUAGUUCUCUUCAGCUGGGACUGGGGUUCCAGUCAAGAUAGAGGGAAUCAUGGAUAGCUCCAAAGACCAGUCUAUUUUGGCACAAAACCUGCAGGCCUCUGUUAGACAGCUGAAGAUGAGGAGUGAAUACACAUUUGAAUAGACCUGCUGUGUGUAGUUUGUACAGAUGUACCAGUAGAUUCCAGAGGGAUGUAGUGUGCACUCCCUUUUUUUAUCAUAAGCCUUUUAGCUCUGUUUCAAUAGACAUGGAGCCUGGUAAGAGUACAUCCAGAGAGGAAGUGCUGCGAUCCGGGCUUGGCGUCAUGCCACUGACAACGUCUUAUUUACUGUCCAGAUGGAUGACUCAUUUUAUGCACCUUAUCGUAAAGCAUUUGGAUUUAUGGUAGGUAAUGGGACAGGGGGGAAUACCCCAGGAGAGGCUCUAAUUGAAGCCAAAUACUCUUCCUCGUGUGGAUUACCUCUACUAGAGAAUCUCCAUCCAGAGAAUGUAGAUGCAAACUUGCUGAAGAAAAGUUAAUAUUUCUGUCUGACUCUCAGAGAUGGUAGACAGUCUAAUAAAAGCAUAGGUCAGUAAAAGGGUGGUGUGUUAAUGGGUAGCUGUUUGGUGGUAAAGAACAGGUUAUGGCUGACACAUGGUGACCCAGGCAGCAAUAACAGCACCUCAGCUACAUGUACUCUGUGUGGGAGUUGGAACAUUAGGUUCAGACCAUAAGAGGAUGGAGGAGUUCCUUCAGUGCAUGAUUGUUCGCUGGUCUAUGUUCUCAAGUGGUGACCCUACAUUAGCUUUAAUAUUCACAUGUUUUAGCAGCCAUUGGUCAGGAAUAAAAAUGAUUUAGGAGUCUUGGAAAAAAGACAGGAUGUUGGCAAAAAUAUUUUCCUUUUAAAUUGCUGUCUGUUCAUUCCUUUGCUGUCUUAUGACACUGACAUUUCAGGAUACGUUUGCAAUUAUUAUAACUAAUCUAAAUAUGAAAAUACCCUAGUGAGUGAAGUAAAACAUAAAUAUGGUGAGUGAAUGAGGUGGUUCUACCUUCUGUUCUGUGAAUGGAUACAUUUUUGAACAUAUGAUUAUGGUCUUCAAAAGAUGAAUUGGUGGUGGGAGAUUUAGCAUCAGCAGUCUCAUGUCUGGCUUAUAGUUAGUGUUCAGUUUGACAAGAGGCUUACUGAACUUCCUUCCAUCAUUAUGGAGUUGGUACACUAGUGUUUGGCAUGAAUAAUCAGCCUUUAAUGGAAAUCUGCUAUUCACUUUUCAUUUCCUUUUAUAGCUGUUUGUGAGCAAACAAAACUUAAGGAAUAGGCUGCAUAUCAAACUCAGCGGCAUGUUUUAGAUUUGUAUUUUUGACCAUUUUAUAUUUUAUUUCUUUGUUAAAUAAUGUUUCUGAUCUGGUUCAGUCAGGACCAGCAUUUAUGUUUCCUGAUGCAGCAAAGUAAUAAAGAUCAAAUUCCAUUGUGACUUGUAGCUUCUCAGCUUGGUGUGCCAGACUGAAGCAGACAUGAGAGGGAAAGAGGAGAGAAAUAUGUGCUUAUUAUAAUACUGUCUUUUUUCAGGCAAGUGUACUCCCAAAAGUAGCUCAUGUGUGCAUGGUGUAAAUGGAAAAUUUCAUUGUUAUGUGUGUGCUGUUUAAUCCAAUAAUGAUCUGAUGUAACAAACUGCUCUAAUAUCUCUCAGCAUACUUAAUCAGAGCGGACUUAGCCCUGUCGCUUUUUAUUAACCUCUGCUGAAAUGGGAGAAGGGCUUCACUAAUCUGCAAUUGUUGUCUCUGGCAGUCUAAAGAAAGCACAAAACAGACUUGGUGGUUGGCGAAAAAGAAAAGGUAUAUAAUGGCAUGAAGACUGUGGCACUAUUUGAGCCUGUUAAAUGAAAUAAUGUGUACAGUAGUUCUUUUUCUGGGCAAUUCUGUUUGAAUGACUGGUGCAUAGUAAUUCAGUGAGAUCCCCACCCCCCAUUCUCACUCUCUGUGCUUUAGCACCCUUUCCACCAAUUCCCCCAUGUGUCGGUUCUCUUCCCCAAAGGGAAUUAGCAAUGCAAUUAAAACCUAAUGACCUUUAAAUCAAGGCGCAUGCCAUUUAGUGUCUCUGUGCAUGUGUCCAUGUGUGUGUUUGUAUGCAAAAGCAGUGGAAAUGGAAGGAGUGUGUCUGCAUAUCCACCUUUUAAGUGACUGUGUUGCCUCAGUUUAAGUUCAUGUUGACACUGUUUGGUGAUCACUGGGUUUGAGUACUCUUUUCUUCAAUCACAUGUCUGUGGUAGGUUAUGAUUAUCAGUUUAUGUGAAUGUUUGUCUGGCCAUUUCACCUUACAUUAGAAUAAUUUGUUUCUAACUUUGGUUUUUGUCUAAGUGCUUCCGCUAUGCUAUGUUCUACAAUUUCCCAACCUUGUGUUACUUUCUCUGUGCAAACUGUGAUCUUAUUUAAACGUCUUCUCCAGUAGCACUCCAAUCCCAUAAUCAUGUUCACACAGUAUUAUUUGCUUUCUGUAAACUCACUUUCUCUCUUGUUGAAUUAAUACAGUACCACACACUGAGCGCUUGAUUCGUCUCAUCUUUCAGGUGGAAUUGCAUUGAAUUGCUGUUGUACAGACAGCUUCUGUACUCCCAAUCCUACACUGAGCCCUGUAAACAGGGAAAACAUGACUGUUCUCAGAUCAGCAGCAGUGGGUCUCUUGCUCCCCAUUUCUCUAGCUCUUAGCUGUGCAAAAGCAGGCACAAUUUAAAUGGCAAAUUAAACAGCAUUUAGUCCUCGUUGAGAACGCCAUGUCUCUAUGGCAGCUGAUCAGAAUUGCGUUUAUUAAAUUAGACAAAGUUAAGGGGGAUCGGGAGGCUUGGCAAAACUGUCAGCUCUCCAGCUGGUUAGACAGAGACACUGCCACAUGAAUGCAGAAGCUGCUGCUGCAUGGUUUCACAAGCAGGUUAUAGAUGUUGAGGUGCUGCUUCUGAAGCUUCCACACCAUGCUCCUUUUUCCUAAAAUGAUUUUUACUAAACUGAAAUCUCCUACUUCCUUUCUUCUCCUAGUUUUCCACUCAUAGCUAGUUUUUUGAGUAAGGUUAUUGUAACAGAUUUUUAUUGGUCAUAUUUAAGAAUAGUUUUAUUUUUCUGUUAGUUAUAUAUUUACUUAUACUUAUGAUAUGAUAUAGUACAUUAUGCCAAGCAUGUAUUUUAUCUGUUUUGCAUCUGUAGCCCAUCUGUAGAGGUCACACCCUGGUCCCUUCCAGUUAUCCUGGUCAUCUCCAUCUGCUUCAUAAAUAUUGACACCCUUGUUGUGUCUCCUUUUGUUAUUAUUUUUUGUAGACCAGGCUGUUCACUUUAAUAUGUCUAGAUGCAGUGAGCUUUGAAUCAAACCUCUCAAUUCUUUUCAUUAUUAUCUAUCUCUACUGAAAGCUCUCCUUUUUUUUAAGCCCCGACCCCUUUAUUAAAGCUCUGUAAUCCAUUCCACCAGUCAGGACUCAGAAGUCCCAAGCAAUUUGGUUCCUUCUCAAUACCCCAGAGUUCCCUGUUUCAAUAAUCCAAAAGGUGAAGUAUAAUGAACAACUGCAGGCCUGGAUGCAAAACAAAUACAUUCCUAGUAUUUAAUAUAGAGCGCAAAAAAAGCUCAAUAAAAUGUCAGUCUAGUUUCCGGAAGAUGUGUGGACAUGAUUUUUUUUUUUCCAUGGGAAUCUGCAGCAGUACUAUCGUGUUAGAGUUGACGCUAAUAGGUUAUAAGCAGUGGCCAUCGGCUAUCUUGCUCUCUUGUUUGGUCAUGCUCUACUUCCUCAGAUAAGGUCUGGCAGGAGGUUUUUGCCAUUACAGGAGUCAUUUGCUCCUUCCACUGUAUGGCCUGGAAAAUGGGGACAAGUGUGCACACCCUGUGAAUGGUGUGUGCGUUUUUGGAAGGGAUGUACUAAAAGGAGGAGAGUGUCAAAGGCUAAUUUCCAGAGCUGCUCCUGGGUUGCCAUCUCUCAUUGAAGGGUGAGCGGCUUGCGUGUUGUCAUGGAUACUGAAGCAUGGCACCCCAGAGAAGGCAAGCAGGGGGACAAAUGGCCGCCUUCCUUAUAGGAUUCCUGUCGGCCAGCCUCUGAUAGAUGGCCUUGAUGGGCCAUUUGUCAUACUGUAAUUGUUCCAGCAAACACGAAAUACCCACUAGUAUAAACAGUGGUGUGCAGCGUUGCUAAUAAAGUGGAGUACCAGUGGAAGGAAACUGUGAUACACUGCUGCCCUUGGUUAAAGAGACAAUGCCUCUUUUGUUUCGGCCUUUGGCUGAUUGGACCACAGUGUGGGGUGGGGGGGCAUGAAGAGAGAGAAAAAGGCAAUCAUAUAGAAUACUGCCAUUACUCAUCAGUAUUGACAUAGCGAAGUGGGGAACCAACAGUGAUGGUUUUUGGAACCACAGUAGCAGUUUUAGGAGUGAUUUAUUUUGUUUCAGUUUGGCAGGGAAAUAUCCUAGAAGAGAGCCUAUCAAAAUGAUGCAGGGAAACAGACCUAAACCUGAGUGUUAUUCAGUAUUACUAUAUUAUAUUACUCUCCUGGUAGACCUCUACGUAAAGUACAAAUUACACUUGCUACACAGUUCCCAUUUGUUUGCACUUGCAUUAGCAUUAGUUUUAUGUCCUCUGAGGUGUUAUUGAGAGUAAUUUUUGUUUAAAUUACUGUCGUGUGCACACACAAGCUUUGCCAGGCCUUGACUGGGUUCUUCCUAUAUGAAUAUCUUGAUAGAGUAGGGAAAACCACAUGAAUUUACACAUGUGAACUGUGUUUCCUUUAGGCUGCAAAUCUAAUGUAAAUGGACACCAAAACCUUUACCCUGUGGACAAAGUAGCACAGAUGUACAUGAUCUACUGUUCAAAAAAUAACUCAUUUAAAAUAAACUGUAUAUGUAAAAUGCACUUCAAAUGCACUGUCUUAUUCCAAAAUACAUUUUAAAUACGGAAACGUAUUUCAAGAAAUAUUUUCUAAAUAAUAAAAUGAAAACGACAGUAAAUAAAGAUUCUUGUGUAUGUUAUCCUUAUCAAAUAAUAUAAACAUUUAAAUGAAAUUAUCAUUUGUCAUAGUAAAAAUCCUUUGAUAAAUCUAAAUAAAACAUAUUGAUAUAUGUACAGAUUUUGAGGACAAAUCAGAUUUUUAGACAACUUGAAUGCCAUGGAAUUUAACCUUUAACAUUAGUCCUGUCUGAAAUCAAAUUUAAUACAGUUCUCUGUAUAUAAUCAGCUGUAAUAUUUUAGUAUUAAAGCGCUAAUAUAUUCUCAUCAGGCAAUAUUAUACUGUUAAAAUGUCGUCUAUUUUACACAUUUUGUAUUUUACACAUGUACAUUUUAAACUUAUACGAAAUGAGUUGUCAACAGCUAGUGCAAAUGUACUGUGUCUACUUUGAUAGAGCACUUAUACUCUCUCUCUUCAUUUCUUUGUGCCCUUGUAUCUCAAUUAUCCUCUCUCUUGUGGAAUGCUGAGAAUGUUGAAAUAAUGGAGAGUAUGUGUGUGUGCACCUUGUGUCCCAUGACUCUUAUUCCUGGAGAAAUGUUUGUGUGAUGGACUGGCCACCGCUGUAGUGCAACCUCUCGCAUCUGUCCUGACAUACUGCGGCCCUGGAGCACUUUACAGUGACCCCUCCUCUCACCUUCUCUCUGAUGGACAGUUUAAAGCAUCAUUAAGUAUAAUUACUAUUUCAACAGAGGAGUCAAGAGAAACUCACAUUGGAAGAAAUUAUUCUAAAUUGCUCGCAUCGCACAUCCUACCCCACAAAAUACAUUUAAAUUUUACUUUUUUUUUCUUGUAGCACUUCAGUUACACACUGUGUGCUUGUUUGCUAUCUAAUGUCUGUAGUUGUUGCAUAUGGUUUGAUAGAUUAUAAUGGAUAUAUACACCGACUGGCCACUUAAUCACAUACAACUAUAUAUAGGUGGUAUUUGUACCACAGCACUGUUUAGUUCUUGAAUCAGGUGUGGAUUAAUUUUCUAUAACAGCUUGGCUCUGACAGUAGUGUUGGCUGUAACAUAAGUGAUAGGUUUAUGUUAAUGUACUCAUGUAAUGUAAUAUGUUAUCUUUCUACAGUAACUCAUACACAGGGAUUUGUAUGGUGGACAAUCCACAUAAUCUAAACCUAAUAAUAAUUGGAUUUAAUAAAAAGCAUGUUUUCAUUUAAAAAAUGAAUGGUGUAUGUAUCCACAUAAUCUAAAGCUAAUAAAAAUAGGAUUUAUUAACAAGCAUUUUUUUAUUUCAUUCAUGUAUAAUCACUUUGCUGAAGUUUUCUGUUAGGAGACAUUUAUGGAUAGAAUCUCGUGUGUCAGUGCUUUGUAACGGUCAGUAAGUUUUUCACCACAGGAGAGUUUUCAGGAUGGAGGAGGUUGCACUUUCAGUUUCUUGGUAACAUGAUAAGCUGCAGUUUUGUCUUAUUAAUUUAAAAUUAUAAAGGCUGAUGAGGGAGGGGCUGUUUAUAGCUUCUAUAGAGUAAGUAAUAAAUGGUUAAAAAGCAUGAUGUGUUGCUUAUUAAUAAAUAAAAAACUGUUCUUAAAAACCAGGCGUUCACCUGUUCACCUCCAGAGCUUGCUUGCCCAACCUCAACAUCACUCGCAAAUUUGUUCCUCCUUGGUGGUUCAUGUAAAACACCAUGGUGGUGUUGUCAGUUUGCACUAGUAUAGGUGACCUCCCCCUUUGUGGGGUCCGCACUACCCACAAAGAUUUUCAGUUUAAGGACAUUAAUACGCUGAUGUUGAGACUCAUUUUCCACCUUUCUUUUAUUUUCCCAUGCUCCUGCAGCCUUGCUGUGAGGCAUUUGUCCCUACAAAAUGGUAUGCAGUGCAACAUACCCAGUUUCAGUACUGGAGUAGCAAAUAGCAUGGCCUGUUAUGGGCUAUGUGCAGCCAUACUCAAUUUCUUGACUUCUACUACGUCUGUUGAGAUGUCUCCGUCGGGAAGGCUCGCAAAUUGAGCCUCAUGCCAUUCUAAAGAGUCAAAUCACUGUUUUUUUUGUGAUUGACUUUAGUCCUAGCUCUUCCACCUGUGAGAUCAGGACAUUUGUCUGGCUAAACACCUGCUGUAGGUACUGUCCACCAAGCUGCAAAUAUCCAGACAAAGCAGUAAGUGUAGACCAUGCCAUGGCUGGACUCUAAGGCAACUCGCGAUCACACACAAGGGAAGGUUAUGGAACUCUGCUGAUGCAACAACUGACAAACAUCCAGUAUUCCACUGCAAAUGAAAUGUGGAAAUGCAGCUUUCAGAUCUAUAGUAAUAACCAAUCAUAUUUGUUCACCACUCACAUUACAUCUGAUAUGUGUAGUGGACAGCAGUUGUGUUAAGAGAUCAUUUAGGCUUCUUGGAUCCAGAUUUGGACAGUUCCCACAUGCCUUUUUUUUGGAUUAGAAUUUAUCUUGUACCUGCCCAGAUGCAUUGGCCUAUAGAUUAUCUCUGUUGCCUGUUUCUGUAGUACUGACUGCACUUCUGCAAUCAGAAUAGACAGUUGGUGUGGGUCUUGGACCAAUGUUUUUGUUGGUAGUAGACAAUGAACUCUAAGUGACAAUGUAUUUUCAGAUACGAGGAAGAGAUUCCUCUACACUUUCGAUGUCUUGUGCCCUGUAAUCAUGCAAAGCAAUGUGCCUUUUUCUUCCAGGCAGCCUCUGCAGAUGGUCUACUGCUCCCUUCACUAAACAAGAGCAACAUAACGACAAAGGAAGAGGGAGCUAAAUUCAGUGGCAGCACAACUGGCUGGGCGACAGGAAGAGAGCGAGCACUCCCAUAAGCACGUGCUGGAGCUGAGCCGUGAGUUCAAGAAAAAUGUCCCUGAGGAAGUGCGGGAGAUGGUUUCUCCUGUCCUCAAGAGUUUCCAAGCCCAGGUUGUUGCCUUGAUCCAGCGCAGUAAGGAGGCAGAGUCUGCAUUUCUGGGAGUUUACAAACAGCUGAUAGAAGCCCCAGACCCUGCUCCAGUGCUGGAAGCCUCCUACUCGCUGGAGGAGCGUCUUUCCCAGCUGCAAAACAGUUGUCCAGACAGUGAGCUUCUGGUCAGAGAGAUCUCGGGCCACUGGAGAAGACACCUGGAGUGCCUUAACAGUGCAGAAAGUGUAGAAGAAAGCCCAGUAAGCAUACAGAGGGUAGAGGCUUCAGACCAACUGCCCCAUAUGAUGACCCCAAACAGCACACAGAGCCUCCAAGAUGGCGGCUUACCCCUUCUCAACCACCAAGGCCUGGAGGAAAGGGAAGCAGAUGAACCAGAUGCUCUGUCUGUCAGACUGGCUCAGGCUGAAGAGAGAAUCAAAACUCUCCAGUCAGCACUGAACAAAGCCCAGUCAGAGUUACAGGAGCUAAGGUGUCAAUACUACAAGGAAAUGGCUGCCAAAGCAGAGGAACUGGCCCAGCUCAAGACAAACUUGGAGAAGGCUAACCAGAGAGCAGAUUUGGCCCAGAGGGAGGUGGAGCGACUGAGGGACCAGCUAACCAGCAGUCGCAGCAUUUCUAAAGGGAGUGACGAGGGUCCCAGUGAGGGGAAAGGAGGGAGGGAUGAGAAAGACACGUGCUCACAAUCACGGCUAGAAGCAGUGCUCUUCUCUAAAGAUAGAGAGAUUCUCCGCCUGCUUGAGAAUGUCCAGAGGUUGCAGUUCACUCUCCAGGAAGUACAGGACUCUUCAGCAAGUCAGCUAGCAGAUCUUGAACAUCAGCUGGCCUAUAAGACAGAGGCUAUUGAAAAAUUAGAGGUUAAACUGCAGUCUCAGUUAGACUAUGAAGAAAUCAAAACUGAACUCAGCAUUCUUAAAGCAAUGAAACUAACAUCAGCAAAUGGGAGCUCUUCCCAGGACUCUGACAAAGUUGCAGAGGCUUUGUUGCUUGACAAACAGACUUUUUUACACUCCAACAAAUUUGUGACGGACAAAGCCAGAGUCCUACAGAGUUCUGAUGAAGAGCAAUCAGAUGGUUCCAGCAGGGAUUUGGGGCGCCCCAUGAGCUCAUACUCCUCCCCUCCAGGAGUGUUACCAAUAGACAGCCAUUCCUCCUCCAGUCCGGGACCACCCAAUCCUGACGGGACCUCCGGGACCCAUGAGCUCCCACGAUCUUUCUCUGCAUCAUCUUUCUCAAGUGAGAAACAUGCUACAGGUCCCCUCUUGCAGAAGCAGCUCCUCUCUCCUCACUUUAAAAAGGAUGCCACCUCACUCAUGGCCUUCCCCACCGCCCUGUUUGCUGCAAAAGCUGCCCUCAUGUCAGCCAAUCCAGGCUCUUCAGGGCCCUCGGUGAUGGAAACUGGCUUAGCCAGUGACCAAUCAGAGUGUGGGAGCUCAGGAGGUGGGGACGAGGACCAGCUAGACACAGCAGAGAUAGCCUAUCAAGUGAAAGAGCAGCUUCUCAAACAUAACAUUGGUCAGCGGGUGUUUGGGCACUACGUGUUGGGCCUCUCCCAAGGCUCCGUCAGUGAGAUUCUGGCUCGGCCCAAACCAUGGAGGAAGCUGACAGUCAAAGGCAAGGAGCCCUUCAUCAAGAUGAAGCAGUUCCUGUCUGAUGAACAGAACAUCCUGGCCUUGCGCACAAUCCAAGUUCGCCAGAGAGGGAGUAUCACUCCUCGCAUCCGAACUCCAGAAACUGGGUCAGAUGACGCCAUUAAGAACAUUCUGGAACAGGCUAAGAAAGAGAUCCAGUCCCAGCGAGGAGGUGAUGGUAAGUCCUCUCUGGGAUCUUCUACAGGGCGCAGCAGCAGUGGUGGAGGCAGUAAUUCAGACGAGACUAUUAAGAGCAUCUUGGAGCAGGCGCGACGGGAGAUGCAGGCACAACAGCAAGCCCUGCUUGAGCUGGAGGCCAGCAGCCAGAGUCUGUGCUCGCAGGAGCCCCACAAAACUCUGCCUGGCCCUAUGCCCUCCUACAUCAAGCAAGAAGAGGGAAGCACCAUGCCCGUGUGCCCAUCCAACUCCAUCGGCAGCCCCCAGACCCCCCUCAGCGUUCUGUCUCCUGCUGCUUUUGUCCAAAACAUUAUCCGUAAGGUGAAGUCGGAAAUCGGCGAGGCUGGAACAUAUUUUGACCAGCACUGGUCUCGUCCCUUCACCUCUGUCUCACCCUCACUCUCCUCUUCCUCGUCCUCUGUGCCCUCCACAGUGCCCCGGGCUUGGAAUGUGGAAUGCCCCCCGGGCACAGAGGAGGGGCCAGGCACUGAGGAAGAUGAACCUCCAGCAAGCCGGCCUGUGAAAGUCGAGCCAGAAGUGUGUGUAAGCGGGGAGCAGGCUGCAUGUGGAGGAGCACGGAUGAGCUACUAUCCUUCCUACAUUCCUCGCACUCUGAAGCCCACUGUGCCACCACUCACGCCUGAGCAGUAUGAGAUGUAUAUGUAUCGUGAGGUGGAUACCAUAGAACUCACACGCCAGGUCAAGGAGAAGCUGGCCAAGAAUGGCAUUUGUCAGCGGAUUUUUGGAGAAAAGGUACUGGGCCUUUCUCAGGGUAGCGUGAGUGACAUGCUGUCUAGACCCAAACCCUGGAGCAAGCUCACACAGAAGGGACGAGAGCCUUUUAUUCGCAUGCAGCUGUGGCUUCUGGACCAGUUAGGACAGAGCCUCCAUCAGCAGUCCAGCCACAGCCACAACCACGACAAAAGCCCAGUGACAUCUCACUCUUCACCAUCCCCUCCACUCAGCCCAGAGGACAGCCAACCCAGUAUGCCUCUGGAGCCAGUGAGUUUGGUGCUGGAGAGCAGCAAGGAGAACCAGCACCCUCACCCACAGCACACAGAACCUCACGGCGUGAAGGGCACAGCAGGCAUAUUGGCACUUCAGCAGCCUCACAUUCCACUAGGCAUUCAGGAGCUGGUGGCCAUGUCGCCUGAGCUUGACACAUACGCUAUAACCAAGAGGGUCAAGGAGGUGCUGACUGACAACAACCUAGGUCAGCGUCUGUUUGGCGAGAGUAUCUUAGGUCUUACACAAGGCUCCGUCUCUGACCUGCUGUCCAGGCCCAAACCGUGGCAUAAGCUGAGUCUAAAGGGCAGAGAGCCCUUCGUGCGCAUGCAGCUGUGGUUAAAUGACCCACACAAUGUGGACAAACUGAGAGAUAUGAAGAAGAUGGAGAAAAAAGCAUACCUGAAGCGCAGAUAUGGCCUGUUGAGUCCUGGAUCAGACACCGACUCUCCGGGACCACGUUCAGACUCCAUUAGCCCAGGCCUUGCCCAAGUGGAGGUGUGUUCCUACAGCCAAGCUAAGAAGCCCAGAGUAGUGCUAAAUGCAGAGGAGAAGGAGGCUCUGAGGAAGGCGUAUCUGCAGGAGCCCUACCCAUCCCAGCACACCAUUGAGAUACUGGCCACCCAGCUCAAUCUCAAGACCAACACUGUCAUCAACUGGUUUCACAACUACAGCAGGUCUCGAAUGCGGCGUGAGGUCCUUGUGGAAGGUCCUCAGGACAACGAUGCUGAUGUGGAGCAUAACUUCUCUCCUUCGGUGAGCUGCAGUCCCAUUUCAGAUGUAGAUGAAAGGAAAAAAGCCCAUACAAUCUGCAAUGGCCCCACAAUGCUCAGUGUCAAACAAGAAGUAGAGGAAGAGGAGGAGAAGCUGCAUAUCAGGCAGGGUACAUGCUCUUCCAUGGCUGCGCAUUUAACUGAGAUGAAGACUGAAGAGGAGCAGACGUCUGGCAACAGGGACUUGACAUGUUGUCCUCAAAGUCUUAGGCAGGAAGAAGCUUGCAUCCCCAAACUCCUUUCUGGUUCCGUUUCCUCAGACAACAUUCAGAAAAGCAACACAGCCAUGCUUGAAGGUGAAAGUAAAUCACCGGUGGACCCGGUGAGCUUCAAGGCAUCAUCAGAGACAUGCCGCAGCAGCCUGGAGGUGUCCCUCGACUCACCCUCGGCUGCCUCCUCUCCCGGCCUCAUGAUGUCUGUCUCACCUGUGCCGUCCUCUUCUGCCCCCAUUUCUCCAUCUCAGGCCCUCCAUUCCAACACCAAGAUCAGCAAGAGCACACAGAGGCGUGAUGAGAAAAUGGCCAACCUUAGCAACAUCAUCCAUCGACUUGAACGAGCGGCCAAUCGCGAAGAGGCGCUGGACUGGGAGUUCUAGAACUUGAAGCUUAUUAAUACUCUGAAUCCCUGAAGAGGGUUUUCUCACUCCUGAAGCUUUUGCCUGUCACAUUUGCCUGUCAUCAGGAACACAGGAAGUUAUAUUCUCCAGCCCACAGAUAAAAUAUUGUCCUGUUAAAGACUUUCUGAGACUUUAAACAAAUAAUAUUUAUAAACAUGUUUUAGGUAUUUUGAUAAAGGUAUCCUACUUUGAGUUAUAUGUUACAGCACUAGCUGUCAUGUUUUAAACCAAGGAGGAAAGAGAUACUUGGAUGAGAAGACAUUGCAGCUAUGGUGUCAUGAAAUGCACACUGAAGUUCUAUAGAUUGCCACUGGGUGAGAUUAUUUCAAAGUGAGACCUCUGUCUUAAGCCAUCAAAAGCACUACUUAUUUAAAAAAAAAAAAAGGACUCUGACCAAAUUUGCUACUUUUUGAAUAGCAUUUUUUCAGAUUUUGUCUGUAAAACGGGACAGUUAAAGUCAAAUAAUGUUGAGAACUUUAUACUGACUUGAGGGAUAGUCCUUAAAGACUCUAAAUAUUGAACAAUACAUAUGUACUUAGUUUCUUGUUGACAUGUUUUGGAACAUUUGUUACACAAGCGUAUAAUGUGUGGUUGUACGUGCUGUAGAAAUUGUCUGCAAUAGCCUUUCUCCAAACAAGAUGUAGCAUGGUACUCAAAUUACCCUCUUAUCCUCUAUAGAUAGUAUCCUGUGAUAUACUUGAGCGAUAAAAGUGAAAUCAUCUGAAACUUAAGCAAAAAAAAAAAAAAAAAAAAGAAAAAACUAGAAAAAAGGGAUUGUAAGAAAAAUAUUAUUGAUAUAAUAUUUUCAGUGAAGCUGUUAUUUUUGGGGUUUUACUUUGUUUCCUUUAAGGACUCGUAAAGGUUUACUGUAGGGCCUUUUUGUGCACUUGGAAGCAAGUGAGCCAUUUGAAAUUUUUGAGCAAUGUCUUCACUAAUUCAUAUUGCAUUUACCUCACUCUUCCUCUGAUGCACUGAUCUCUCACACACAUGGGGCAAGCCAGUGGGCAUAACUCAGCAUUAUGCUUCUGAACUGAGGAUCUGAUCCCUACAGUUCAGAAUUCUAUGCCCAAAUGUUCUACCAAUAUGAUUUAAACAAUAAUUCAAUAAUGAUGUAAUAUAAGCUUGAACCAAGUCUCAAAGACCAAUACCACAGGACGUGACAGGGGUAGCUUUUUCACUGGGAAUAUUUUAGCAUGCAUAUAUUUUAAACUAACCAUUUAAACCUGUUUCAUUGGUAGGCACUAAUAAGUUUAGGAAUCCUGCCCUUCUCCGCACAUGUAGUCACUUUCAUGCUUGUUGGUCCUCUAGGAUUUAUCCCAUUUAUCCCAUAUGUGAGUGUGUGUCAUGGCAAACAUAGGCAGCAGCUACACCCUUAUAAAUAGAUAUCAUUUAAUAUAUACCUCUAUCACUGACUUAUUGUAUUUUUGCAUGGGCUGUCCAAUACCACAAGAAGAUGUGCUGUAAUGUGGGUGUCCUCAUCAUGUCUGUCCCUGAGAACUGAAAUCAGAAUAGGCACACUUGAACUUUUUACAUAAGUAGAGUAAAUACACUGUACUUGUGUAAUAAAUGUAGAGGUUGUAAUAACACUGAGAAGUACACAAAGUUUUUCAUAGAAAUGGGACAGUUCAGACAAAUCUCCUGCUUCUAGAAGCUUUGUGUACUACUCCACAAUUUUGCAACCUUUACAUUUUAAAUAUGCAUAUACGUAAAAGCAUACAUUAGGGUGCUUUCAUACUAGGCGUUUUUUUCUACAGAAAAAGUGCUGGCUAUAGCGCCUUUUGUGUUGAGAUGAAAAAAGCAGCUCACUCUGGUGAUGAGGAGGCUGUGACUUUGGAGGUAGAAAAUCAAAAGAAGGAGAGCUGCUUGUGAAACUUGAAUGUAAAAAUAGCCAAGUUGUUAUUUUUAGUUGUAGUGCAAAGUUGGAAUAUUAGCAAUGAAAUAUUUUUUGAUUCACUCUGUAGUAAAUCACAUUAAAUUUUUUUCACUAGCACUCUGUCCUCCAUAUUUGAUUGUGGCAUAACUUGAGGCCUGAUUGGUUGGGAGGUUAAAAAAAAAAAAAAAUCACUCAUCACUCAGCGCUUUUCUGAACAGUUUAUUUCUCCACUGUGGCCAAAAACACACCAGCGGCAGUGGCACUUCCUGAAGGAUUACAUGUAAAAUGUGUGCUGGUGUUUGAGGAAAAAACAAAGUGUAGUGUGAAAGCAGCCUUAUGUGACACAUUGAUUGGGGUCAGAAAAGGGGCAAAAUUAAAUUACAUCACAUAGAUUCUAAAGUUGUUUAAUCCCUCGAGACAGGAGAUUUUGCAGAGUUUAGUUUCAAUGGACUUCAGAAGCUAAAACAGGACUUGAAACUAGAGAGCUGUGUUAAUACACUGGUGUCAGAAUGAAUUUUGCAAUUGGAUGCAUUUAUGAAACAUGUCAGACGGGGGAAAUCCUACUGGCAGUUUUAACAAAAACAAAUUUAGUGACUUCUCAAAUUCUCCAUUCAGUCAACUUCUAAACUAUUAAGCGCUUAAACUAUUUUUUUUUUCACUUAUUCUUUAAGUAAUUCAUAAAUUUGCCUGAACUUUGGGGGCAUUUCGCUGCUGGGUACUAAAAUAUUUUGAAAACCUUUUUUUUUUUUUUUUUCUUUUUUUUUGACACAAAUACAAGUGUUUUGCUACUGAGUUUAGUUUUUCUUUAUAUUUUCUUGGUAGAUGUAGGUCUUCAAUACCUCAUAUAAGAACUGCUUUACAGCACUUACUGUUUUUUUUUAAUUGAAUAUUUGAGAUUAGUGGAAAUAUGAAAACUGUUCUAACUUUUUGUUCCACAGGUCUUUGCCUUGAUGUAUUGUUGAAGUUGAUAGUAAAACACUUGCACAUGUCUUAUUAGUACUGAGGACUGAUAUAAUAAACACAUGUAUAGAUAUAUGAAUAUUACACAUUUACUGGGAAAUAAUAUCUUAGGGUUCUUGUCACUAGUGUGCUGAUGUAUUUAAAUAGAGUGUACAGUUAUAUUAACCAAACACACAGAGUCAGACCUCGUUUGGCAAAGUUGCCCCUGUUCUAGAACCUUCUCUCAGGGUUAUGUAGCUUCUUUAAGCUUUAUCAAACCAGUCAGGUCACAUUGCUGGUUAGCUUAAACUGUUCAUGGCUUCUGCUUGAUUUUCCUACAACACAGAGUGAUUUUAUUUAGAGCCUAAUUUCUCUGUGUUCUUCACAAUUUCUAGCAAUUGGAGCAUAAUUGUUACCUGAGAAUAAGAUCAACUAACAGCUGAAAUUGGGAUACUGAAAGAGCAUGUAUGUGUGUGCUUAUUCUAAGCUAAUCUCGUAGUCUUCAGUAGUUUAUCAAAACAAUGUAAAAAAAAUUUUUAGCUGAUUUUCUCCAAGCAUGUUAGUUUGUUUAAAAGUACCUUGUCUUACAAAUUGUGUAUCAUAUUUCAAGGUAUGUACCACACCCAUAAAUAAUUUUGACGCCAUUAUCUAACAUGAUAAAGCAUAAUAGUUAUACAGUUAUAUACAUAUAACUAUUUCAGCUCUGAUCACAGUAUACCAUCAUACCAGUCAUUCCAGGCCUGUGUUUAUGUCAGAGAACAUUUCAGAUAAUCUAAUGGGUAUGUGCUUUUGGCAAGCUAAACAAGAAUAAAUGGUGGUACUUCAUGACUGUUGCAUUGUGUGAAAACUGCAAAAAAAAAAAAAAAUAAUAAUAAUAAUUCCAGGCAGGCUGUAAUUCUCUUUAUUCAGGAGGGAGUCCACUGGACAGUUAUGUAACACAAGACUGGUCUCUUCUGAAUACUGACACUGCCCACUUACUCCCUGCAGCAGAGAUGAUUCAUAACAGCAAGAAAAAUGCCGUCACUUGAAUGAAAGUAAAUUUCCUUCCAAUACUCUAUUUUAAUUUAGUUCUAUUUUAAUUAUGACUUUACCUUAGAUUUAUUUUUUUUGCAUACAGUUUUGUACCAUCAUGAAGAAAUAGUAUACUGACUUUUGUGUUUCCUGUAAUCUCAAGUAAUCACUUGUUGGGGAUUGGUUCCCUGCAUGCCAUAACUGGAAUUUGUAAGGACUUAUGGCAAUGCUCAAAUAGUAACAGGAGUUAUCUCAAAAUUAUUUUAGCCAUAAAGAUUCUGUUAAUUUUGGUGCUUGGGUAUAUUUUAACAUAUCUUAAAACUCCCUUAAACAGUCUUCGAGACAAGUUAUAAAUUAGAAAUAAAUCACACACUUUACUUGUGUGAAAGUGAAAUUAGCGCUGAAAUGUCCUUAUUGAUAUGUGAAAUAUGGCUCCUGCAGAAGGCAAUACUUUCUGACCAUUAAAAAUAAGGUAGUGGGCUGAAAGUGUAAGAGACAUUUUCCCCUCCUUCCCUUUCCUGUGAAAUAUUCCCAUUUUGACGCACAUCUUACAUGUCACGUGUCUCAGUCAUAUGUAUCAAGCCAUUGUUGAAUACAGUACAUUGUUAUAUAAAA